Larimichthys crocea (large yellow croaker) is the source of this 7194-nucleotide messenger RNA. Its product is annotated as clustered mitochondria protein homolog. The transcript has 30 exons. NCBI's taxonomy places the organism in Eukaryota, Metazoa, Chordata, Actinopteri, Sciaenidae. Bases 798 to 5897 code for a protein of 1699 amino acids. Gene Ontology annotation, molecular function: mRNA binding; protein binding. Gene Ontology annotation, biological process: intracellular distribution of mitochondria; organelle organization. Gene Ontology annotation, cellular component: cytoplasm. The record is from RefSeq and is a predicted model, not a curated record.
CCAACAAACGUCCCAUUCUAGAAUGUUCCCACAGUUGUCAUGGAGACCGUGCACAGAAUGCUAAUGUCUCUCUGCAGCGCUGCCAUGGCAACCAGAGAGCUGCGUUCCAGCCAGCUCAUGGCUGAAAGUGUGUGAAGAGAACGGAGACCGAAAACUGGAGGUUUGUCUCCAGGACUGUUUUUCUGUGCCUGAGGAGGGGUGUGCUGUGUCAUGCCUUGUGUUGAAGGGAGGUGUGGGCAAAAUGUGAAGAGGUGCCAGACCCCCUGCUGCUGCUAUUUAUACACCUUCACAUGCUCACAUUCAAGGUUGAUAGAGAGUGCAUGGGCUGGCGUGAAAAGAGGAAGUUACAUCAUGAACGGCAGAAAGGUUGCCCUCUUCUGGACUUGGAAGGGUACUAAGUGUGUGAAUGUGUAUGUGUGUGGGUGUGUGGGUGUAUGUGUGUGUUUGAAUAGAGGGCCUACAUGCUCUCUCACAGCUCCUCUCCACCCAUGAAGGGCAGACACACACAUGCACUGGCAUACAGUUUGGGUAACGUGGUUUCACAGCAAGGACAGGGGAGCUUCCUGCAGUAGAGGAAAAGCCUGAGGAACUGAGCUCUGUGAUUUGAGCAGGAUGAUCAGCAGAGGAGUGUGGAGAAGAUGACACAGACUGGCAGUCUCUCCUUCUCUCUCUGGCAGGAUUCCCACAUAUCCAACAUCAUUCCAGAGUUCAUCUGAUGAGAUUUAGUCUCCAAAGUCUUCCAGUGCUUUCCACUGCCACCUGCACAGUUGCAUUGCUGUUUUAUGCACUAGGGCACCAUGGGAAACAUAGUCCAGUGCUGUCACACACUCACAAACUACUUUAAGUGUAAGGAUGCACUGGGCCAGGGUGGGCCAGAAAGAUCCCCUCUGCUCUCCAGCGAUGAGAGUGAAUGUGACUCACCAAGCCUGCAGGACGACUUGGAGGACGAUCUGCUGACCGUCUCCACCAGUGUGUCAAACCCAACCCUUGAACCAGAGAACUUCCUGUAUCCUGAUAUCAUCCUGAGUAGCAACCUCGGAGGGGACGUGACGCUGGUGGAGCCGAUGGUGUGUCUGUUGGUGUCUGAGGAGGAAGAGGAAGUAAGGCUGGAUGAGUGGGGAGAUGGACAAGAGAGAAGCAACAGAGGGGCAAACAGGGGUUUUUCUGAGGUGGAGACACAAAUUGGUAUCGGGGUACAGACUCAGACAGAGUCACAAGCAGAAGUUCAGGCACAAAUGAAAAUACUUGUGUGCCAUAAUGAGACUGUGGGGAGACAGGAAAACACACUAACAAACACUGGUGCUACAGACAAGAUGGUGGUGGAUGUUUGGGAAGAACAUGAAAUACUGAAACAGGUGGAUGUGCUCCUGGAGGCACCGACAUCACAGGAGGGACACUCAGAAGCUGUCACUGGAAUGGCAUCAGAGAAACAACAGAAGGCGACAGACUCUGGAAACUGGUCUGACAUCGACUCUUUUGUUGACUUAGAGGUGCCAGAGAAGACAGAGAGACAGACAGAGAAAAACAAACUGGCCUUCAAAGAUAUACACAAGGACACAGAACAAAAAGAAACACACAUCCAUGAGGGCCUGACCUCCUCUUUCGCAAAGCAUGCAUUCAAAACUAAACGAAAUACAGAGUUCAUGGAAGAGAUAAACACGGAUGAAGAGAAUGUCUUUGAGUUGCACCACACUUUGCCCACACAAGAGAACGCUGAGGGCAGAGAACGAAAGUUUGAAUCAGGGUGCACCUCAGUGACACUGUCUGAACACAUUCUAAAUAACAUAUAUGAGAACAUUGCUCCUGUGAAGUCACAGAAGAACAUGGAACCAACAAAAUACAACAUCAUCAACACUGAAAUAGUGGAGGAGUGUGGUGUACACCUGACACGACAGAGCGAUGAGGCUAAUGAACAGACUGGACAGCUGACUGUGGAGACAGAUCUAAAUAUAAAAGAAAAGGUUAUCAACACAACAUCAAACAUCCAUCUGCCCGAGGAGCACGCAGACCAAACAGCAGGUCAGUCAUCAGAUCAUGGUCAAGAAAACAUGAAGAGGGAAGAAGAUGACAACAAGACUGGUCUGCAGCGUGUUGUGGAGGAGGUGGAGGGUGGGGCUGAGAUUAUGCUGUUUUCAGUUGACAGGCUGUUUCUGGCAGCACCACAUGUUAAAGCACUUCCAAGUCCAAUUGAAGAGAGCCCCGAGGAUGAUCGUCCAGAGCAGUCUGAUGUUGAUAAAAGGAAACAACUUACUAUCCGUGACAUAGUUGAUCUCCAGGAGACUGGCUUUACUGUCAGAAUUCAAUCUCCUGGAGCAGAAAGUUUUGAGCUUCAGGUGUCAGGCCAGCUUUUGGUGGCAGAGCUGCACCAAGUCCUGAUGGAGCACAAGAUCACCUGCCACCGCACAUGCUUUUCCCUCCAGCUGGGAGGCACAGCACUCGACAGCCUCACAGAGCUGUGCUCCAUUGACGGCAUCCAGGAUGGAGCACUGAUCAAAGUGGUGGAGGAUUCUUACUCAGUGCGUGAUGCUCGUCUUCAUCUCAGACAUGUACGUGAUCUUCUGAGGAGCCUCGACCCUGCAGAUGCAUACAACGGAGUGAACCGCAGCUCACUGUCUUAUCUAACGCUUUACACCAGAGGAGACAAAAAUAGUGAAAGUGUGGGGAACAGGCAAGCUUCUGAAAAGGAGUCUGUUGACUUCAGGCCUCCAGAAUACAUCCUCCCUGGAUGUAAAGACCGGCCACUCAGUCCACUGCAGCCUGUCAGAGAUGACUGGAAGCCAUUACAGUGCCUGCGGGUUCUGACCAUGAGCAGCUGGAACCCCCCUCCAGGAAACAGGAAGAUGCAUGGUGACUUAAUGUACCUCAAUGUCUUGACGAUGGAAGACAAGGAGCUCAAUAUUACUUCCUCUACACGUGGUUUCUACCUCAACCAGUCAACUGCCUUCAACUUCAACCCUAAACCUGCAGUUCCCAAAAUCCUUUGCCACUCUCUAGUUGAGCUGUUGAGUCAAGUCAGCCCUGCUUUCAGGAAAACCUUCAGUGCCCUGCAGAAGAAGAGAGUCCAGCAACACCCUUAUGAGCGGAUCGCAACACCUUUCCAGUUAUUCACCUGGAUCGCCCAUCAGGGAGACCACACCCUCGACUGUGUCAGAGCGGAGGAGACACACACCAGUUGCAUGGGCCAAGAUGAGCACACAGCUGGGCAGAGCCGGGACUGGAAUGAAGAGCUGCAAGGAUGCAGGGAACUCUCUAGGAACUCCCUUCAGGAGCGCCUGCACCGAGAGAGGAGCAUAUUCAGGACCAACAGUGACUUUGUUGAAGCUGCUACAAGAGGUGCUGUAGCUGUUGUCGACGGUAAUGUCAUGCCGUUAAACCCAGCCGAAGCGCCUCAUAUGCAGAUGUUCAUCUGGAACAAUCUCUUCUUCAGCCUGGGGUUUGACAUAUCUGAGCACUACCACCCACUAGGGGGCAACACUGCUGCUCAUGCUGCUGCCAUCUGUGACCUGAGAGGAGCACAGGCAUACACAUCUGUCGACAUAGAGGGGCUUUACACACUUGGGACAGCUGUGGUGGAUUAUCGUGGUGUUCGUGUUAUCGCUCAGACAAUUGUUCCUGGGAUACUGGAGAAAAAUCAGGAGCAGAGUGUAGUAUAUGGCUCUAAUGACUAUGGACAAACAGUUUUCACACACCCCAGAUUUUUGGAGCUUCUGGAUAAAACAAGUAAACCACUAAGAAUCCAGCGUCACCAGGUGCUCGACCACAGGAACAGCCCAGUGGAGCUUUGCUCUGGCAUAGAGACCAAAGGCAUCCUGGGUAACGAUGGAAGACCCUACAUCUUGGACCUUCUCCGGACCUUCCCCCCUGACCUUAACCACCAGUUCAUAGAGACAGCAGAGAGCAGCGAGGUGCCAAAAGAGUGUCAGAGCUUUGGUUACCCGAGGCAACAUCAUCACAGCCUUGCCAGCCUGAGACCAGAGCUGAUAGAGGCCUUUGUCCAGCACAGGUAUGAACUUUAUGUCAAGCUGGUGUCCCAGGGACUCAUCCAACUGGAAGAACAGGAAAAAUCCAUGAGAACUGGAGAUGCAGCCACAGAUGGUGCUGACAUGGAACUUCAGAGAAGAAAUGUGAUUAUUAAGGCUUGUAAGGCUGCUGGAUCAGUGUGUGACUCUGGCUUUGACAUCUGCUUCAAUCCUGAUGUUUGCUCUCCAGGUGUUCGUUUCUCCUCUGAGUGUGUCGAGAAGAUUCAGAUGCAAAGACAGUUGUUAUGGGACGCGGCUGCUUUUCUACUGUCCAAACAGAUUCCAGCAGUGCUGAGGGACUGCCUUGAACACGCAGCUGUGCCAAUGGAUGGAGCCACCCUGACUGCAGCUCUACAUCAGCGGGGUGUGAAUGUGCGCUAUCUGGGCACCUUACUGAGGAAGCUGGACAAGAUGGAGGAGAGAGGGAGACUCAGCCACAUACAGAGAAUCUCUAUCAGUGAGGUUAUCAUUAGAAGUGCAAAACACAUCUUCAGGACCUAUCUGCAGGAUGUGGAACCUGCAGCAUAUUCCGCUGCUGUCAGUCACUUCCUAAACUGCCUCCUGAGUUCCUCCUCCUGUCUCCCAGACUCCUGCUCAGAUGAGCUACUCUUUCGCCGCAGGAGUCGACGUCGACGGAGCCACGGGAGUCGAGUCUCCUUGUUGACGGAUAGUGCAUGGGCUAGACUGACCCCCUGUGAGCUGUGGGUCAGGAUCAGGGCUGAGGCUGGAGAUUAUUAUCACUACACAAUAGACUGCGAAAGUAUAGAUGAAGAAAUAGAAAAGCAUGGCCUUCAGAAGAUCUCCCUGCUGAGAGAGAUUGCCAUCAAGACAGGUAUUCAGGUGCAGCUGAGGGAGUAUGUGUUCGAGUCUCGACACAGGCCGGCGUUCAGUGAAGAAGAUGUUGUCAACAUGUUCCCUGUUGUCAAACACCUCAAACCUACAGGAACAGAUGCCACGCGACUGGUGCAACAUGCACAGGUGGCAGUACAGCAGGGGCUUCUCAAAGAGGGUCAUGAAUUGAUUAGCCAGGCCUUGACUCUAUUCAGCAGCGUAUGCGGGGUCCUGCAUGAGGAUGUGUGCAUGUGCCUGCGUCUCCUGGGACGGCUCAGCUACAUCUUGGGGGAAUUUGCGGAUGCCCUCAGCCACCAGGAGAAAGCUGUUCUGAGUAGUGAGAGAGUGCAAGGUAUAGACCAUCCACAGACCAUACAAGACUAUACUCAUCUGGCCCUGUACUGCUUUGCUGGAGGCCGACUCUCAACUUCCCUACAGCUGCUAUAUCGCGCUCGGUAUCUCACCCUGCUUGUGAUUGGAGACGACCAUCCACAAGUUGCACUGCUGGACAGUAUGCUGGGUCUAGUGCUUCAUGGACUAAUGGAGUAUGAGCUUUCCCAGAAGUUCCUGCAGAAUGGCUUAAUUUUAACCUCAAAAUACCACGGUGCCAUGUCCCUGAAGCAUGCACACAGUCAUCAUCUGCUCGCCACAGUGUAUGAGAGUAAAGGAGAGUUCCGAUCAGCUCUGAAGCAUGAGAAAGAGGCUUAUUCACUAUACAAGAGCCAGGUUGGUGAGGACCAUGACAGCACAAAGGAAAGCUCAGAUUACCUGAAGAGUCUCACUCAGCAGGCUGUGAUCCUCCAGAAAGCCAUUAACCAGCUCUACAGUAACACACACAGUGCCUGUAUUCCUCCUCCAAAGUUUUCAACACCGAGUCUUCCUGCAAUUCUUCAGCAGCUCAACCUCGUGUGUGGAAUCAUUCUCAUUCCCCUGAGUGCAAAAGAAAUCGCAGACUUGAGGACUGAGUUGAAAGAAAGGGUUCAAAUGGAAGAAAUGGAGAAAAGACUUAAGAACUUCAGUCAACAGAAAACAACACUGGAUGAUUAAGGGGACAUCUGUAAGAGAACAUCUCUGUAUUCAAUCUGACUUGACAGUGGCAAAUGACAACAGGUGCAGCUGUCUCUUUUUAGAAGAGAACUUUGUUCUGCUGUUGUCUGUGGAGGACUGGCUGUAUCUAAUGCAGACCUACCUGCACCAAUGAUAUAGCUCUUGUUGAAAUAUAUGGGAUCAAUAAAUGCUGGCUGUAACUUUGACAGCAAAUAUGCAGAACUCUCUCAUUUGUGUCAGAGAAAUGCAUAAAAACUACAUAAUGAAUGUGCAAUGUGUAGGAUUUAGUGGCAUCUAGUGGUAAAGUUGCAGAUUGCAACCAACUAAAUACUGCCUGCUUCACCCUCCGUUUCCAACCAUACAGGUUAAACUAAAGUGGCUGCAACUUGCAAAAAACAGAAAAGGUCCUAUCUAGAGCCAACAUUUGGUUUGUCAGUUCUGGGUUUGCAGAAACAUGCUGGUUCAACAUGGUGGACUCGUGUGGUUUGUCAGUUCUGGGUUUGCAGAAACAUGCUGGUUCAACAUGGCGGACUCUAGCCAAUAGAUUCCCUUAAAUGUUAUACACUGGACCUUUAAAUACAAUGUACACUGCUGGGUGAAGGGACAAGCACAGUAUUUCAGGCCUACUUCACCUGAGAAAAAGAAAUAUAGCAACAGUUUAAUGAUGUGCCACUGUAUUGUACAAAAGGCCACCUGUAAAAAAUGUAUAUGAGUUUAAAGUUAAAAAGUAAAAGAAACUCAACUGGCCCAAAUCCUCUUGCAGUCCCCAGUGUGUCCACUGGGUUUCACACUUGUGCCACGUCUCAGAACAUGAUACAGCCAAUGAGUUGUCUCUAUCUGAAUAUUAAAAUAAUCUUCAUGGUUGUUUUGGAUGUCCAUUAUAAUUGAUCCAUGUUGUCAGUAAUAUAGUGACUGCUAAAAAACAAUAAACGUCUGAGCAGCUUAUCAUUCUCUUAGAACAAAUCAAAUUAGUCGUAUCUGAACCUCAACUGAAAUGAGAGCAUUACACUUUGAACUGGCCUUGUUAUAGAGUUGGUCCACUGACACUAAAUGAGUGACUGACUGUGAAUUUAGUGAAUUUCAUUUUAGUUAUCAGCCCUAAUAACUGAUAUUUCGAUGUAUUGCUUGCAACUGUUAACUAAAAAUGUACCCAUAUAGUGUAAACUAUUAUAUUUUCUGUUAUACUUUACUGGAGUUGUGUCAUUAUUUACCAUCUAUUGAGCGGCUGCAUGAUUUGUGUCUAGGUGCCAUCAUCCCUGGUCGGUCCUGCUACUGCUCAUUUCACUGAGAAACUUGU